GUAUUAAAAAACAUACUGGAUCUAAAUUUAGUUCAAAAUGGGAAAGGGGCAAAGUAAAGAGAAACAAAAGUUACUUGAUAACCUUACAUGCAAAGAUUGGAAAGCGGUAGAAAAAGAAAAUCAAGAUGCAGUAGAACCCCUAUGUUAUUGGAUAAAAACCUAUAAUUAUAAUGGAAAGCUGUCUACAAGUGCCCUAACAGAAUUACAGAAUAAAAUAAAAAUUAAAUGCAAAAAUAAUGAAAAACAAAUGAGAAAGGAAGGUUAUGCACAGACUCAAGUCUGGGUUAAAAUAGCAAAACAACGUGAGGAAGGAGAAAGACUGGCAAAACAGGAAAGAGAGGAAAGGAAGCGACAAAAUAAAGAGAAAAAAAAAGCAAGUGAAGAAGAGCAAAAGAGAGAAAAAGAGGAAUCAAAAUGGAAAGAAGCAGGACAUGAGAACAUAAUGUUUCACAGAAGGGAAGAUAAUGAAUAUUCUGGUCCCUACUUAGCGUUGCAACAGCAGUUACUGCAGCAACAGGGAGGGGCAGUGGGGAGAAAUGAUAUAGAUGCACCCACUGCUCCACCACCACCAUCACCACCUGGAUAUACACCACGAACACCAAUUGCUACUCGAAGCACUGGUGCAGUGGGUAAACGGUCUGCAACAUUGGGACAUUUAUUAUCUCCAUUACCUAGGGUUAGUCCCAUGACCCUAGAUGAAGGAGGGGAUGUGCAAACUUUUCCCCUCAUUGAACUCCCUAACCCACGAGCAGGCGCAGAAGGCCAAUCAGACACAAUUAGAGUUUAUCGAACUUGGACCCAAGAUGAUGUUAAAAAGGCUGUAGAAGGAAUCCCACACCCUAGAGAGGAUGUGGAUGAGAGUGUGAGGCAGAUGGAGGAUCUUAGGAAAGCCUACCAUCUGAAUGGAAUAGAAGUCCAACAAGCAUGGAUGUGCAAACUUGGCCCUGACUGGUAUCAUGUGAAGGGAGGUUAUAAUCCAUCAACUGCAGUAGGAGUACCUCUUGCUGCUGAUAGCGCAGAGUUAACAACCCAGUUAGUUCCUCUCCUGGAAAGAAUAAAAGGAAAAUAUAAAAAGAGAGCAAACUAUACUGAAAUAGGGAGAUGUAAACAAAAACCAGACGAACCUUUUGAUGAAUAUAGAGUAAGAAUGGCAAAGGUUUUUAAAGUUCACAGUGGACUGGAACCAAGCGAGGAUGAAAAUGGUGCUUAUCAGCAGCAACUAAAAAAUGCACUCCACUCAGGCUCAACACCCGACAUACAUGGCUGGGUGAACCGGCACUACAUAGGAAUGAGUGGGGGCUCGCUUGCAGACUACAUAAAUCAUGCGCUGCAUGCUGAAAAAGUUAUAAAAAGUAAAAAGGGUAAAAAGGACACAGUCAGAGAUGUACUAUCAACAGUCACAGGGCAGGGGAAAAGGCAGAGGCCGAGGUAGAGGAAGAGGUAGAGGACACUUUGGAGCACAAAAUCCUAGAGCAUGUUGGUCCUGCGGUAAAGAAGGACAUCUAGCCAGGGAUUGUAGGGGAGGUCCUCCCCCACAAACUAAAAAUGCAUGACUAGAUCGUGAGACAAACGGGACAGAAUUGGAUCAAAAUUUAAUACAAGAGAAAACCACCUCAGAAGAUGAGGAAAUACUAAAUUUAGAUGACCUAUUCUAUGUUGAAAAAAUAAGACCUGAAAUAACCCUGCUGGUACAAGGCACACCUAUCACGUUUCUUUGUGAUAGUGGAGCUUGCAGGACAACAAUUAGAGAACAAUUACCAUAUGUGAGACCCAGUGGGAAAUGUACCACAGUUCAGGCCGCACAAGGUAAAAUCAAACAAGUAAAUGAAACAGAACCCUUAUGGAUCAGAGAUCCAGAAGGAAAAACAUGUCAGUUAUCAGUUUUGAUGUUACCAGAAUGUCCAGUGAACCUAUUAGGAAGAGAUGGCUUAAUAGCCCUCUGCCUAAGCCUAACACCAACCCCAGAGGGUUUGAGAGUGGUCAGAGGCAAACCUGAGGAAGUCUAUGUAGUACAAGGGACGGGAACACCAAAUUAUUACUACACUUUAGACAUCCCUAACAAACCGCCAACUGCAACAGGGGCAUCGUUAGUGGAUGAAGGCAAACAAUCAAUGCGGAGCCCACAAGAUGUUAUGUCACCAGAUGAAUUACAUGUGACAAUGUGGUAUACUGCAAAGCCAGACACCAAGUACAUGAGUGAACUGAACAGGAUGACCCCAACAAAGAUAACAGUCUCAUAUGUGUACUCAGAUGUAGAAGCAAAUGCAGCAGCUGCAGUAAUAUUGCCAGAAACUGUCAAACCACUGUUCAGACAACUUUCUGGGCCACACAUAUCCUUAUGCAAAGACAAAAAGGAAGAAUGGAAAAACUUAGCAAAACUAGUGGACAGAGGUGAAAGAGCAAGGGAUUGGGUGGUAACCGGCAUGAACACAUGGUAUAGCCAGUCCACUGAAAUGACCAAAAAGGCAUUGUUCUGGACAGUAACUGUCCAGGCUGGAGUACACCUAGACCCAAAACAAAAAUGACACAUCUUUUUCACAAAAGAAGAAGAGGAACUACUUAAACAAGUUCCUGAGAGACUAUGGUCACAAGGACCUACUGAUGUUGGCCUGGUAAAAGGAGCACUUCCUGUUGUGAUAAGACCAAAAACAGAGUACAGACCCAGAGUUAAACAAUAUCCUCUAAAACCAGAUGCAAUGGUGGGAAUAGAACCUGUUAUUGAGGAUUUAAAAAAGGCUGGAGUAUUGAUUGAGUGUGCUGAAUCACCCUGUAACACACCAAUAUUCCCUGUAAAAAAGGCACCCCCAUCUGUGGGAUGGAGGAUGGUUCAAGAUUUACAAGCAGUAAAUAAUGCAGUAAUACAAAGAUCCCCGUGUGUAGCAGAUCCACACACGUUACUAAACUCCUUGAA
Molecule: messenger RNA, 2911 nt
Organism: Girardinichthys multiradiatus
Lineage: Eukaryota; Metazoa; Chordata; Actinopteri; Cyprinodontiformes; Goodeidae
Exons: 2
Coding region: 38-1432 (464 amino acids)
Source: RefSeq, a predicted model, not a curated record